AUGAGCGUGCUGUCUCCAUCAGCUAUGCCGUCACCGGCCACCUGCCUGAUCAGGCGCCCCAGCAUGACCAGCAGCUCCUCAACACCCUCUCCUGCAGAUGGGCCAAGGUUGCGAAUAGCACUUCUGCUCAGUGGAGGCGUGGACAGCAGUCUGGCGCUGCGCCUGCUGAAGGCCGCUGGACACGAGGUUACAGCUUUCUAUUUGCAGAUCUGGUUCCAGGAGGACUUCAGGAACUACUGGGACGCCUGCCCUUGGGAAGAGGAUUUUGCCAUCUGCCAGCAGGUAUGCGAGCAGGCAGGCGUGCAGCUGCACACAGUGCCAUUGACAGAGCAGUACUGGCAGCGGGUGGUCUCCCACUGCCUGGCGGAGAUCAAAGCUGGACGCACCCCCAACCCGGACAUGCUGUGCAAUUCCAGAGUGAAAUUUGGAGCCUUCUACGAGUACUUGGAGCAGCAGCACGGCGCAGGUUUUGACAGAAUAGCAUCGGGCCAUUACGCGCGCAUAAUCCGAGACCCUCAAAACCCCUCGGCCCCCGUAGAAUUAGCGCUCACCCCUGACCCUAUCAAGGACCAGACAUACUUCCUGGCCCACCUCACGCAGCAGCAGCUGUCCCGCACCAUCUUCCCUCUCGGACCCCUGACAAAGGGGGAGGUACGCAGGUGGGCAGCUGCGCUGCAGCUGCCAAACCAGGCGCGGCGGGACAGCCAGGGGAUCUGCUUCCUGGGGAAAGUGCGCUUCUCCGAGUUUGUGCGCGAACAUCUCGGCACCUGGCCGGGGGCGAUAGUCGAGGAGGAGACCGGGGAGUUGCUGGGGCAUCAUGAGGGUUUUUGGUUUUACACCCUCGGCCAGCGCAAGGGUAUUUAUCUAUCGGGAGGGCCGUGGUUUGUGUCUCGCAAGGAUCCGGACGCGAACGUGGUGUAUGUGUCCCGCAAUUACUACGAUGAAGACAGGCGGCGGGACAGCUUUGUCUGCGGUGGUUUCAACUGGAUCGCCCUUGAACGGAUGGACCCGGCGCGGCCACUUUUCUGCAAAGUGCGCCAUGGGCCCAACAUGUACAGGUGCACAAUGGAGGAGCUGCCAGGUGGCGAGGCACGAGUGGUGCUGGAAGGGAAUGAUCAGGGCUUGGCUGCUGGCCAAUUUGCCUGCUUCUACCAGGACGGCGUCUGUUUGGGGUCUGCUGUCAUUUUGCAAGGGCAGUGUUGUGAUGACCGUGGUUCCUGA
Molecule: messenger RNA, 1221 nt
Organism: Coccomyxa subellipsoidea C-169
Lineage: Eukaryota; Viridiplantae; Chlorophyta; Trebouxiophyceae; Coccomyxaceae
Product: 5-methylaminomethyl-2-thiouridylate-methyltransferase
Exons: 7
Coding region: 1-1221 (406 amino acids)
Biological process (GO): tRNA processing
Molecular function (GO): sulfurtransferase activity
Source: RefSeq, a predicted model, not a curated record